AUGCCCUUUGAUCCAGCCUUCCUGCUCAGCUGUGCUGUCUCCAAUGUCAUCUGUGUCGCUGUCUUUGGGAACCGAUAUGACUACAAUGACAAGAAGUUCCAAGCCUUUAUGUCCUUAAUGAAUGACAGCUUCCAUAUUGCAAGCUCCUGUUGGGGACAGUUGUACAAUCUCUUACCUUCUUUCAUGGCAUUUAUUCCUGGGCCUCACCAUAGAGUGAAGAAAAACAAUGAUGCACUGAGGGAGUUUGUUUUAGAAAAGAUUGAAGGACACAGAACUACCCUGGGCCCCACCACACCUCGGGAUUUUAUUGACGGCUUCCAUACUAAGAUGGAUCAGGAGAUGCAUAGCAGUGCUUCUGGAUUCACCACGGACAAUUUGGUUAUCAGCAUACUUGACUUGUGUGAGGCAGGAAUCGAGACGAUCAGUGCUACACUAAAAGACGGGCUCUUAAUUCUGCUGAAAUACCCAGAGAUUCAAGAGAAAGUACGUGAAGAGAUUGACCAAGUCAUUGGCCAAACCCGAAGACCUUGCAUGGCUGACCAUGGACAGAUGCCUUACACCAACGCUGUCCUUCAUGAGAUGCAGAGGUUCAUCUCUGUCAUUCCACUGAAUGCCCCACAUGCAGUGGUCAAGGACACUCCCUUCCGGCGGCAUAUCAUCCCAAAGGGCACCACUGUAUACCCUGUUCUGAACUCUGUGCUGCGUGACUGCAAAGAAUUUCCAAAUCCUGAAGAAUUUGACCCCCAUCAAUUCUUGCAUGAAGACGGCACCCUCAGGAAGAGCGACUUCUUCAUGCCUUUCUCAGCAGGUAAGCGGAUUUGUUUGGGGGAAAGCCUGGCUCGCAUGGAGCUCUUCUUGUUCUUGACCACCAUAUUGCAAAACUUCACACUGAAGCCCCUCGAUGACCCUGAAUUCAUCGAUAUCAAGCCGCAGUUAAGCAGUUUUAUCAACUUACCUUGUUCCUAUAAACUCUGCUCUCCCAUGCUGAAAAGGUUGACUCAGGACUACUUACAGCAAUCUCAUGGCCUAGCAGAGAUGCCAUCCUGGAUUGCUUGA
This is a messenger RNA of Varanus komodoensis (Komodo dragon), 1056 nucleotides long. Its product is annotated as cytochrome P450 2C31-like. Lineage: Eukaryota; Metazoa; Chordata; Lepidosauria; Squamata; Varanidae. Gene Ontology annotation, biological process: xenobiotic metabolic process. The transcript has 7 exons. Bases 1 to 1056 code for a protein of 351 amino acids. Gene Ontology annotation, cellular component: cytoplasm; intracellular membrane-bounded organelle. Gene Ontology annotation, molecular function: iron ion binding; oxidoreductase activity, acting on paired donors, with incorporation or reduction of molecular oxygen, reduced flavin or flavoprotein as one donor, and incorporation of one atom of oxygen; heme binding. The record is from RefSeq and is a predicted model, not a curated record.